AGGCAGCGCUUACACAAACCUCGGCUGUCGGACACUGAAAGCAACAAGCUUGACUGGACAGGACGCCCACUGCUGCAUUGCUGAGAAAUCAUUAAUUGAGAGCACAGUUCCGGGAAUAAGAACACAAGAGGUUGACUUUGUCGUGCUAAACGUUGGUUUGAACUGAAUUGGAGGAAGGAAGAUGACGGCGGGGUAUAAAGAAGACAAGGAGGACUGGCAGGCCGUGUGUCUCAAGUACCUGCUCUUUGUAUUCAACUUUCUCUUCUGGAUGGGUGGAGCUGCUGUCUUGGGUGUUGGAGUCUGGACACUGGUGGAGAAAAGUGACUACUUGAGUCUGCUGGCAUCCAGCACUUUUGCUGUCUCAGCGUAUAUCCUCAUCCUGGCUGGAAGCCUGGUGGUGGUUACAGGCUUUCUGGGCUGUUGUGCUGUCAUCCGGGAGCAGAGGAGCUGUCUGUCCACGUACUUCCUCUGUCUGUUGCUGAUCUUCUUGAUUGAACUGGUUGCCGGAGUAUUGGCUUACGUCUAUUACCAAAAGCUGAGUGAAGAGCUGAAGCACCAUCUCAACCAGACGAUGACUGAGAACUACGCCCAGCCAGGGAAGGAGGCCAUAACUUUAGCAGUGGACAAACUACAACAAGACUUCAAGUGCUGUGGCAGCAACAACUCCCAUGAUUGGUUGAUGAGUGUUUACAUAUCAUCAAAGCCGGCAGAGAGCAGGGUGGUGCCUGACAGCUGUUGUAAAACCAUCAUCCCUCUGUGUGGCAAGAGAGACCACCCCUCCAACAUCUACAAGGUCGAGGGAGGAUGCAUCACCAAGCUGGAGCAGUUUCUGGCCGACCACCUGCUGAUCAUUGGUGCUGUGGGAAUAGGCGUGGCUUGUCUGCAGAUCUGUGGCAUGGUGUUCACCAGCUGCUUGUACAGAAGGAUCAAGACGGACCCUUACUGAGCACACCAGACAUCCCCGACACACCAACUACGACAGGCAGACGGACCAAUGACCUGCUGACAUCUUCAAUUCAACCUUCUGGAUCUCGAGCUCUGAUCUGGUGAUCAGAGUGGAGUGCACAUACAAGGGUCUAUUUUAAACAGAAACAUGAUGCGUUAUUGACCAACAGGCUCAUCUUCUACCCUCCACUUGUACAGUAUUGACACCUGACUGUUGCUUUGGCCUAGAUGCAUGCCUUAUUUUUUUUACCCAGACAAAGAAAGGAUAAUGCAUACUCACAAUGCAUUCUACUUUUUUCACUUAAUGAAGGUCUAGAUUGACUCAACAUGUUUUCAUUGUUUAGACUUUUUUGGGGCUAUACCACUACUAAAGUAAGACGAGGUGUUCACUAGUGUAACUGCUUUAGAGAAAAUAAUUUAUGGAUGUAACUUUAGUGAACAUGAUGGUCUGCCACUGUUUGUCUGGUAAAAUAACUGUAUUAAUUCUUUGACUGAAAUCCUUCAGAGGACAGUGACAAUGUACUGUGGCCAUUUGCAACAUAUAACACCAAAAUGUAUAUUUGUAGUUUUAUGUACAUUUCUUAAUAUAAGAGCGGUAAAUAGUAAACUCAUGAUAGUUAUCUUAAAGUUAACUCCAUGGUUACAGUCAAAUGUAAGGCUACAACCUUUAAUAUGAUCAUCUAAUAUGUUAAGUAAUUUGCUCUAACUUUCCCUGGAAUGACAACUCCCCCUAGUGGUCAGCACUGGUCAUAUCAUUUCCUAUGACUUAUAAACAACACUGUGAUAAACUCAGUUCUGGUAUCCUAUACUAUAGGAUUUUAAACGUUGUCAAAAAUCAGCUAUGUAUGUUAAUUUGUGUUGUACACCAGUCAGCCAUGACAUAAAGACCAGCCGUGUAAUCAUGUGAAGAUACCUUAGAUGAGGUGAGCGAAAUAUGAUCACCUUUCAUGUAAUGCACUCCUGUACACCACCACCAACACACACUACGACUUCAAUGAUAAAUGUAAUCAAAGUAUGAUCAUCGUCCCGUCUAUUUCAGCAAUAACUGAAAUGCAGAGGCUUUGUAAAAGUAGAAUCUGUGGUGAGCUGUGAUUGUUGUAUUUUGGGCGGUGGAUUUUUACAGAAGCACUACCUUAUGAGAGUGAGAGUUAACACUGACUUUUUGCACUGAACAGUAAAAAAAGCAAACUCAAACUUUUUCUCUCAUGCCUCAACCCCCCCCGCCAACUAAAUGUUAACUACAGCAUUUAAAUCUUCUAGGUUUAAUUCUUAUUUCUUUGAGGACCAAAAGAAAAGCUGUUUCUCCAAAGUUAUAAUAUAGAGUUCUAACAAAAGAAUGUGUUGCAAUAAAAUGCUAAAAAAAAAAAGCUACUUGCAGCCUGUUGCAACACAGCCCAAAGAGAUGAUUGCUUCUGACAAGGCAAAUAGCCAAUCAUUGAGUUUUAGUGUCUAGGCUGGCCUAUCAGAUAUUAAGUGUUCAUUCUGCCACGCCCCAGGCCACCCUCCCCCUGAUGUUGCCACAUCCUCCAUGGGGGGGCGCCCAACAAUUUGAGAAGCACCAGUCUAAACUCUAAUUUUUAAACCCUGUUUCUUAUGAUUUACGUAUAAUUACCUUAUACCUGUACUACUGUAAGCUGAGUGAGGGUAAUGUGUAAACUGCUGUCACUUAAUGAAGACUGGUGAAUGAAGUUUUUAUAAUUUGUGAACACGAUGUGCCUUUUUUAAUUGUUACCAUGUUAAUACUAAUUUUCUGUAUUAUUUCUGUGCCCUUAAUCUUUAAAAAAAAAAAGAAGAAGCUGACCAUGUACUGGGAACACUAUGGUAUUUGAAACAUAUUGAAUACAUACAUUGAUGAUGUUUGUAUAGUAUUGUAUGUACUGUAUUAUCUGACUGCAGAACUAUAGAUUAUUUGUAAUGUAAUAAAAUGGAACACAUUCACAUGUGCUUUUAUCAGCUGAAGUAGGACACCACUAGAGGGAGACAAAGGUUUUACAUUUACUGAGGUACUCUCUGCAGUUCAUUGUGUUGAAUAAUCCUGAGCUACUGAUGCUGCCCCAAGCUUAUACUUCAAUUUUUGCUCCAAAAAGUUGUUCUCUAUUCUCAGUGUUACAGCAAAAGUUUCAUCUAAAUCUUUUUAAAAAUCAGUCUCUUUGUUUUUCCUGUUUUUUUUGCGGUUGUGUACGCAUUAAGAAUUAACAUCCUCCAAUAAAUCAGAUACAUGUUGGGUGAGA
Messenger RNA from Labrus mixtus (cuckoo wrasse), 3176 nucleotides. RefSeq names its product tetraspanin 11 (gene tspan11). The record is from RefSeq and is a predicted model, not a curated record. Lineage: Eukaryota; Metazoa; Chordata; Actinopteri; Labriformes; Labridae. The coding region runs from base 182 to 946 and encodes 254 amino acids. The transcript has 8 exons. Gene Ontology annotation, cellular component: membrane.